AAUAAAGGUUCGCUUCAAUUUGAAGACAAAUGGGAUUUCAUGCGCCCUAUCGUUCUGAAACUUCUUCGUCAGGAGUCCGUCACGAAACAGCAGUGGUUUGAUCUGUUCUCAGACGUGCAUGCAGUUUGCCUGUGGGAUGACAAAGGUCCGGCAAAAAUCCAUCAGGCCCUGAAGGAAGACAUCCUUGAUUUUAUUAAGCAAGCACAAGCAAGAGUGCUGAGUCAUCAAGAUGAUACAGCUUUGCUAAAAGCAUACAUAGUGGAGUGGCGCAAGUUCUUCACACAGUGUGAUAUUUUGCCCAAGCCAUUUUGUCAGUUAGAGAUCACUUUAAUGGGCAAACAGGGCAGCAACAAGAAAUCUAAUGUAGAAGACAGUAUUGUCCGAAAGCUCAUGCUGGAUACAUGGAAUGAAUCCAUAUUUUCAAAUAUAAAAAAUAGACUUCAGGACAGUGCAAUGAAGCUAGUUCAUGCUGAAAGACUAGGAGAAGCUUUUGACUCUCAGCUUGUUAUUGGAGUUCGAGAAUCAUAUGUUAACCUUUGUUCUAAUCCUGAAGAUAAACUUCAGAUUUAUCGAGAUAACUUUGAAAAGGCAUAUUUGGAUUCAACGGAGAGGUUUUAUAGAACACAAGCUCCCUCUUAUUUACAACAAAAUGGUGUACAGAAUUAUAUGAAAUAUGCAGAUGCUAAACUAAAGGAAGAAGAGAAAAGAGCACUACGAUAUUUAGAAACAAGACGUGAAUGUAACUCUGUGGAAGCACUGAUGGAGUGCUGCGUCAAUGCCCUGGUGACAUCUUUUAAAGAGACCAUUUUAGCUGAAUGCCAAGGCAUGAUCAAACGAAAUGAAACAGAAAAAUUGCAUUUAAUGUUUUCACUGAUGGAUAAAGUUCCAAACGGGAUAGAGCCCAUGCUGAAAGACUUGGAGGAACAUAUUGUUAGUGCUGGACUUGCGGAUAUGGUAGCAGCUGCUGAAACUAUUACUACUGAUUCUGAGAAGUAUGUAGAGCAAUUGCUUACACUGUUUAAUCGAUUUAGUAAAUUGGUUAAAGAAGCUUUUCAAGAUGAUCCAAGAUUUCUUACUGCAAGAGAUAAGGCAUAUAAAGCAGUUGUGAAUGAUGCUACAAUAUUUAAACUUGAAUUGCCAUUGAAGCAAAAGGGUGUUGGAUUGAAAACACAGCCUGAAUCCAAAUGCCCUGAGCUUCUUGCUAAUUACUGUGACAUGUUGCUAAGAAAAACACCACUAAGCAAAAAAUUAACCUCUGAAGAAAUUGAAGCAAAGCUUAAAGAAGUGCUUUUGGUACUUAAAUACGUACAGAAUAAAGAUGUUUUCAUGCGGUAUCACAAAGCUCACUUAACAAGACGCCUGAUAUUGGAUAUAUCAGCUGAUAGUGAAAUUGAGGAGAACAUGGUGGAGUGGCUCCGGGAAGUAGGUAUGCCAGCAGACUAUGUAAACAAGUUGGCUAGAAUGUUCCAGGAUAUCAAAGUAUCUGAAGACUUGAACCAGGCCUUCAAAGAAAUGCACAAAAAUAAUAAACUUGCUUUACCAGCUGACUCUGUGAAUAUUAAAAUUUUGAAUGCUGGUGCCUGGUCCCGUAGUUCUGAAAAAGUAUUUGUCUCACUGCCCACGGAAUUAGAAGAUCUCAUCCCAGAAGUUGAAGAAUUUUAUAAAAAGAAUCACAGUGGUAGAAAACUGCACUGGCACCACCUCAUGUCCAAUGGAAUUAUAACAUUUAAGAAUGAGGUUGGCCAGUAUGACUUGGAGGUAACAACAUUUCAGCUAGCUGUGCUGUUUGCAUGGAACCAAAGACCCAGAGAGAAGAUCAGCUUUGAAAAUCUUAAACUGGCAACUGAACUCCCUGAUGCAGAACUUAGGAGGACUUUAUGGUCUCUUGUAGCAUUUCCAAAGCUGAAACGUCAGGUUUUAUUGUAUGAACCUCAAGUCAAUUCACCCAAAGACUUUACAGAAGGAACCCUCUUCUCGGUGAACCAGGAGUUCAGUUUAAUAAAAAAUGCUAAAGUUCAGAAAAGGGGCAAGAUAAAUUUGAUUGGUCGAUUGCAACUUACUACAGAGAGAAUGCGAGAAGAGGAGAAUGAAGGAAUAGUCCAGCUAAGGAUAUUACGAACCCAGGAGGCUAUCAUCCAAAUAAUGAAAAUGAGGAAGAAAAUUACUAAUGCCCAGCUUCAGACUGAACUGGUAGAAAUAUUGAAAAACAUGUUCUUACCACAAAAGAAAAUGAUAAAAGAGCAAAUUGAAUGGCUUAUAGAGCACAAAUAUAUCAGAAGAGAUGAGUCGGAUAUCAACACCUUCAUAUAUAUGGCAUAACGUGAGGACUGAGAUGCUGAGAACACAAAUGGAAGGGUGCUUGGACAGACAGCUGCAACAGUUUGUGCUGCAAAGGACCUGUUUUGACUUUCAUUACGUAUUAAAAUCCCUGCCUUACCUUAAAGAGGACUCUAUUUUGCCAAUCUCAUUCAGCUAGCAUGAUGGCAUUCCCUUCAUGUUGCACACUUUUAACAGCAUGCUGUUUUGUGGGAAACUUGCAUUCAUGAAGAGCCCAUUGUGAACUUUUAAAAGUAGAUUUGACUUACACCCACCAGGAAGAACAGGUUUGGGUUUUUAGAUGACCAGUACUUGCACAAAGGAAAAAUAUUCAAAUAUUCAUGCACUGAGGAACUGCUACUAGUUUUGUUUUGGUUUUUGUUGUUGGUUUUUUUUUUGUUUGUUUUUUUUUUUAAUGCAAUUAGGACUAGAAGUAGCACUUUCACUUUUGUGUUUUGGAUCAACAGAGUCAUGUACUGUCCACCUUUGAUCCUUUUUGUAAUAACAUUUGAGAGACACAUGCCUCACAAACUGAUACAUAUUUGUUUUCAUUAAAAUCUGUUGGCUAGAGCAGUGCUUCAAUCUAGUAACUGGAUUUUAAUAUUUGACACAUAAGUGACAUAAAAAUAAUUCCAACUCAUGGGUGAUACUUUCCUUUAAGCAAGAGAGCAUUGUUUUUAAAUUGCUUUCUGUAAAGAAGUGGACAUACAUUAUUUGUUACUUUAUUUGGACAGAUGAUUUGGUACAAUCCUCUUUGAGAAGGCAAAGCUUUCUUGAAUGAUAUUCCACUAUAAAAACAGUUUCCAUAGAUAGGUCUGUUAUUCAAACAAAAAUAUUAAAUGUAUUUCCUUGUACAUUUAAUAUUUGUAUUCCAGGUAUUUAAAUAUGACAUACAUGUAAGCGCAUUAAAGAGAAAUUGAUACCCAAAUUCUCAGAAGAUAACGCUCAAAGAUUCCUGUAUUAAUUCCUCACUGGUAGCUCUCUCUGUAUGUAUAGAUGUAAGGUUAAUCACAUAUUGGCUCUUCUGUUCCUUGAAAGUCAACGUCUUUGAAACUGUCAGAAUGGGAAAUGCAGUUCUAACAGAAAUGGUAAAAAGCUUAGGAAAAAUGCCCUGUGUGAUGUAUGUGGAGAGAGUGCCAAGGACACACCAGGAAUUCCAAUUUCUUAAUGUUACCUCUUCUGUUGUCAAUCAUCUGAAGUAGUUGUUUGGCAAUGCUUGCCUCUCUGCUGCUCUGAAAUGCCCCUGCAUGUCCUGGGCUGUCAUAGGACUCACUGGAGCAGAGUGCCUGUCUUGGGAUAAAAGGUAAGUUGAGCCUUACUCAGUUCUGUAUGAAUAUUCGUAUAUAAAUUGCAAGUGUGCAUUUUUUUAAUUUACCAGCCGAGUACAAUAUCUCAAGGUCUUCUCAAAUGAUUGAAAGAGGGUAGAGGAUAGGAUUGACCUUAGUCAGAAAGGAAAACCUUCCAUUGAAAGGAGGAGUUUAUUUUUACAUGGUUGCAGUAAAGGGUGAAAUAAGAGCAGUUUAAAAGCAAACUCACUGCAGGAGUGGCUGUUUGCCCCCUUAAACCAGCUGCUUGGUCUGCUUACUAAUGUACUUGCCAUCGUGACUGCCUGCAUGUGGUGUGUGCUUGGUCCUCUGUUUGACUGAGGAAUUUGCAGUACUGGAGGUUUCACGAGCAAGAAGAGAUGUAGAGACGCCGAGACCUGGCAAAGUAGUAUUUACAAACUACAGAUUAAGCUCGAUGCUUUUAUUGAUUAAAAACAGUUGAUGCUGUUCAAAAAUACCGCAUCUUUUUUCUUCUCCUGUGGUGUUGCUAUUUAGAAUCAAAAGCAAGUGGUGCUCUGUGUAGUUAGCCACUAAAACCAUUCAAAUGGUAGAAAACAAAAUUCUAAUAAAAUCCUUGUGCUACGGGCGUUUUGGUGUAUGGAAGGUAAAUUACAGGCAAUGAGUGCUCAGCUGAGAUAGUUGGGAGAAACUGACAACCCAGAGCUCUAAAACGUGACAGUCUGAGCACAGCCUCCACCAUAAGAAAUUCCAGCCCUUAAGCACAGGAACGCACAGACGGAGCGCUGUGAGGGGGCAGUGCAGCUUCUGAAGCAUUGACUUAGGUUGAGAGGAGUUGAGAGCGUCUUACAUGCAAUCAUUCAGGACGUUGGAGCGCAUGCAGAAAGCAGCAGAGUGUUAAAAUCUAACAAACUGUUUUCCCUCAACUAAUAAGUAUGAAAUAGUAUAACCUCAAAGUUACCUAUGUACCUUCUCAACACCUGGGAUAUGGAAAUACACUUGGUAAUGUGCCUACAACGUGGUCAUUUUUCUUUAAAUAUAUGCUGAAAAUGGAUGUUGGUUUUUUAUUAAAUCUGAGAAUCACACCAGCAAAUUUGUUAAAGAUGCAGAAUCGUGUUUAGCAUCCUUCAUCAGGUCACUUUCACCAGUAUGCACUUAGAACUCCUAUCAGCUGGGGCACAGGGAGGUAGCUGGGCUGAAUGUUCUUUUGAGGAUGGCAGAGUUCAGCUCUGAAUGAAAAUGAACUAUUCUUCAUUUGCAAUAUGGCAACAACGCACUUUUAAGGCUACAGUUCUUAGCUAUGAAUUCAUAUGUCCAAAGACCUUGCUUAAAAGAGGUGCUGCAUCUGAGAAGCAUGUUGCCACACACUGCCACGGUGAACGGCUAUGGAGAAAACCUGUUGUAGACAAGGGGGGGAAUCGCUCUUAAUGGGUUUAAUUAUAAGGAAUACUGUUAAAACUUUCUCUGUCCCAACAACGUGAUGAGGAUCUCAGUUUCAAUUUUGAAGUCUUCCAUUUUCCUCUUUCCACAGUUGGUGUUCCUAGCUCCUAUUUUUGUUCAUCUUUCAUUCAUUUGUUACGACUGUAAUGCAAUUGCGUUUCCAAAAGGAAAUGUGACUUUCCUGUUACCACCUUUAUAAACUUAACCUAAACGUAUUGAAUGUUCACACGUUGCAUUGAUUUGCAUUGGGAUGCCAUUGUCCUGUAAAGUGCGCAUUUUAAAAAUACAAUUGGCAAAAAGAUUUGAUAGUUUUACAGAAAGAUUUGCUAUCUCAAACUGUUUUCUAUUUUCAUUGAAAUGACUGGGAUGCUACCUUUGUAAUUCUUUGAGGUCAGAUUUGUGAAAUAAACAAUACACGAAAGCUUUCCUGUCAUAUACACUAUAUGUAGUCUGGAGUGUUGAGCAAACUUGAGUUCCUGAGUUGUAAUAUCUAUCUGCGUAUGGUAUUUACAAUUUUGAAUGUGUGCCACUACCGAGGCGAUAACGCUGUACAGUUUGGAAUGGUGGUAGUUUCUGUAUGGCAGUCCAGCUGAACUAUUUUGAUGUACUGCUUAAUUUUUGAAUUUUAUUUUUUAAGUUGUAUAAUUUAUUUUCUUGCAAAAUAAAAAUGUAAUAUAAAAGACUA
This is a messenger RNA of Centrocercus urophasianus (Greater sage-grouse), 5724 nucleotides long. RefSeq names its product cullin 5 (gene CUL5). The record is from RefSeq and is a predicted model, not a curated record. Gene Ontology annotation, cellular component: SCF ubiquitin ligase complex; Cul5-RING ubiquitin ligase complex. The transcript is spliced from 18 exons. Gene Ontology annotation, biological process: protein ubiquitination; SCF-dependent proteasomal ubiquitin-dependent protein catabolic process. NCBI's taxonomy places the organism in Eukaryota, Metazoa, Chordata, Aves, Galliformes, Phasianidae. The coding region runs from base 40 to 2319 and encodes 759 amino acids. Gene Ontology annotation, molecular function: ubiquitin protein ligase binding.